AAACGCGAAUGACAGGAAUGAAACGCGACGAGAAACGUCGUAAUGGCGGAACGAGUGGAAGCUGCUGAAGUAUGUUUCAACGACACGGAUUGUUUUUCGCCGUGAGUUGAAACAGUCGCCCGUUUGUGUUCGUGUUUGAUUGUGCACGCGCUCGAAGGUUAUUAAUCACUCGCCAUUGAGGUCGGUCGAGUCCUCCCACAACGACACGAUGAUGAAUAAUCGCAGACGAAGCAAUAACUUUACGUACGUCAGUUCGUGCGUGAAGUACAUGAUCUUUAUGCUGAAUUUCGUCUUCUGGUUAUUUGGCGGACUAUUAAUUGGAGUAGGUCUAUAUGCUUUCGUGGAUAAAUGGCAAGCAACAGGAUCUGUCAGAGUGGAAAACGUUUACGAUGUAGUCUUAAACAUCUCCCUGGUGAUGCUGAUAGCUGGUGGCGUCGUCUUUGUCGUUAGCUUUGCAGGAUGCGUAGGAGCUCUUCGUGAGAACACAUGCCUUCUUAAAUUCUAUUCAUUGUGUCUUCUGGUAUUUUUCCUCCUGGAAAUGGGUGUGGCAAUUGUUGGAUUUGUAUUUCCACAUGCAUUGCAGUCUCUUUUGGAAGAAUCUUUUACAGACAAAAUAAUUCAAACAUACAGAGAAGAUCCAGAUCUGCAAAAUUUCAUUGAUUUUGGACAACAAGAGUUUAAGUGCUGCGGUUUAAGCCAAGGGGGAUACCAGGACUGGGGAAAGAAUGAAUAUUUUAAUUGUAGUAGCCCUAGUGUGGAGCGUUGCGGUGUACCAUUCUCUUGUUGCAUAAAUGCUACUGAUAUAUCUAGCGGACUUGUAAAUAUAAUGUGCGGCUAUAAGGUCCAGAUGUUGCCAGUAUCAGAAGCAAGUAAAAAGGUGUGGACUAGCGGCUGCAUCGAGAUCGUGCGUAGUUGGGCGGAGCGUAAUCUCUACACGAUAGCUGGUAUCGCUCUGGGUAUUGCGCUCAGUCAACUCUUCGUGAUCUAUCUCGCAAAAACGCUGGAAGGUCAAAUCGAAUUGCAGAAGUCCCGCUGGCAUUCCUGAGCUUGACUUCAGGCCACCUACCAUUAUCAGAUACAUUCUCCAGCCAACAGGCAGGUGGCCAGCGGCGGUCGAUCGCGCGCAUCGCAUGAUCACACAGAGACAAAUAUAAACGCGCGAAUGGCAUUGCUCGUCCUCUUUGCGAUCUCUUUAUACAUAUUGUGCAUUCUAUCCCUCAUCAAACUUGUCCUCUACUUCAAAAAUUACUUUCACCUGUACGUGAGUAAGGGAUAAAGAGGUCGUUGAUUCUUUGUCCAUCACUCGCAGAGGAUACGUUUACGCGAUUAGCUAUCGAUUAAGACCUUACAUUGAGAUUAUAUACAUACAGGUGCAGAGAGAAAUAGUGUCCUAUGUAUUUACAAUCAGUGAUCAAAUUGUUUUCUAAUAUUCGGGAAAUAUACUUUUUUGUUCACACAGAA
Nylanderia fulva is the source of this 1461-nucleotide messenger RNA. Its product is annotated as tetraspanin-33. Gene Ontology annotation, cellular component: plasma membrane. NCBI's taxonomy places the organism in Eukaryota, Metazoa, Arthropoda, Insecta, Hymenoptera, Formicidae. The record is from RefSeq and is a predicted model, not a curated record.